Molecule: messenger RNA, 1977 nt
Organism: Salvelinus fontinalis (brook trout)
Lineage: Eukaryota; Metazoa; Chordata; Actinopteri; Salmoniformes; Salmonidae
Product: homer protein homolog 3-like
Exons: 3
Coding region: 238-747 (169 amino acids)
Biological process (GO): regulation of store-operated calcium entry; G protein-coupled glutamate receptor signaling pathway
Cellular component (GO): dendrite; cytoplasm; postsynaptic density
Molecular function (GO): G protein-coupled glutamate receptor binding
Source: RefSeq, a predicted model, not a curated record
GGGGUAAAUGGUUUGUCCUCCUUUUUAAUCACAAUAACUCACCACAUGAGUAUAUGUGGAAUUCAGACCUUUUGAGUCAAUUUCUAUGCUAAACACAUAAAGUAGGUCAAAUUGAUGUCUACAUCUGCAAACCUUAAUUUAAAACCCUUCUGGCAAUUAGUAAAAUGUCUCUAUAGUGAUGUAUUCUGGGUUAUUGUGGUCCUUUAACAAGUCAUAGCUGACCACCGAGAGGAACUGAUGUUCCAUUGCAUGUACACUAGAAUUGUCAUUGCAUGUACACUAGGAUUGAAAAACUCCUUAUUUAGUGUUAUUCUCUCUCUCUUCCUUUCCCUCCGUCUCUCACUCUCUGUUGUUGUGUGUUUGCAGGUGGCAGAGCUGGAGGCUCAGAGUGGACUGCCUGGUCCCAGUGGGUCUGAGACGAGGGAUGAGCUGACCCAGUCAUUGGAGGAGCUGGAAGCCUUGCUCAAAGCAAAAGACGAGAUAAUCCACAAUCUACAUAGCAGGAAAUCAGAUAUCCAUGAGUUGGAGAAAGAGAGAGAAGAGGCUGUUCAGAGACUUCAGGAUCUGGAGACACGAAACGCAGAACUGGAGCAACAGGUGGAGAGCGCCGAGCAGACUCUAGCUUCCACUCUGGAAGAGCGGGAACGGGCGGAGAGUGAGGUUCAGCGGGUCAUCGACGUCCUUGAAGUCAAGAUAUACGACCUGAAUGACCUGCGACAGAGCUUGGCCAAGCUCAUCAGCAAAUAGCGCACCACAAUGACAGAAGUUUUGAGGGCGAUGGACACGGAAGGAAAAUGAAGCUCUUUCAGAACAAUGUUUUCUUAAGCACAUAACUGCAGUGAAUGAGUAGCACCUUGACUUCACCUGUUGCAGCUGUACAUAAGAACCAGUUAUAUUGUUAGGUGGGAGGCUGGGAGCAUAACCCACAGGGUCAGUUUUUCUAUUUAAACGUUGUUCUGUUGACCUUUACACCAUUUUCAUGUAAAUGUAGUUAGGUUAUGUUUCUGUCAACCUCCUUUUAUAGAGGUUCUUGACUUCAAACGUAGUUGAAUUGAAUCUGGGGUUGCACUUAAAUGUAGGUGCCUAAUUAUUGUUUACGUUUGUCAAUAUUAUGAAUGAUUAAUAAGUUAACUUCUAUUGUCUUCUGUAUUGUAUUACAUCAACAGUUGCCAUAAUAAUGAUUUGGUGAUCCUACAGAGACGUUACUGCAGAAUGAUGAGCUGCAGAGGACUUAUCACAAAAACUGCAUGAACUCAGCAAAGAACCUUGCCAAGUACAGUAAUGUGAGUUAUGCGCAUCAUCCAAUGUGCAAUCGUUUACAAAUAGAUUUAUUAAAAGCACAAGUAGUGUUAUUAGUAAAUAUGUCCUGUACUUGAUUCAAUAUAUAUAGCUAACUUGGUAUCUGAACUUUCACUGAUGCACACCAGGUGAUUUUCUUCUGACCUCGACUUUGAGGCAUUUUUUCUUGGUAUUAAGUACAAAUAAGGUGUUGAAUUAGCAAUAGUAUUUUUUGGCAAGUACUCUGUAGGUAAUGUAGCAUCACCAAAGCGUAUUCUUGUUAAUUUAUACAAACUGCAAUUGUAUUCUGUUGAACAAUGUGGUUUCUCAUUUUGCUUCAAAUGCACAUUGACUACCUAGAAGUGUUACUAUCAAUUUUAAUCGAACAAUUGAUGUGAGGAUAAUCGGUAAGAUUCACCUGCUCUGUGUACGUCAUGAUGCCUAUAUUCUUCGUUUUUGGAACAUGGUCGUUUUACAUUAUACUAGCCCAUCUCUAACCUUCUGGAGAAAAGUGGCCAUAAAAUGUUUUUUAACAAUAGAAAAUGCAGUACCAAAGAUGCACUUACUUUUCUUAACCACGUAUCACACUCGUUCUGUACUGACUGGACUGCACAAUACAUUUAAGAUAAUGAAAAAAUUAAAAUAACUUGAAUUGCCUAUGGAAUUCGUCUGUCAUUAAAAUUGAGCGUAGGAUCUGUA